Messenger RNA from Mollisia scopiformis, 375 nucleotides. RefSeq lists its product as uncharacterized. The record is from RefSeq and is a predicted model, not a curated record. The transcript is spliced from 2 exons. Lineage: Eukaryota; Fungi; Ascomycota; Leotiomycetes; Helotiales; Mollisiaceae. Bases 1 to 375 code for a protein of 124 amino acids.
AUGGAACCACAUCAGCAAAUAUCUGCGCAGCCAUCGUUCAAUGAUUUCCAACAAGGACGAGCUGGACGAGGAAACGGUGCUCGAGCCCGAAGAUACGAUGUAGAGGAUAUUCCAAAGUUCCAUAGCCCACCACGCAAUCGUGGUCGCGCACCCUCUCCCCAGACCUUCAUGCCCCCACAAUUCGGACCUAAGUCACCAUUGCGUGCACCUGAUUCCCACAACAAGUCCAUGCCGAGUGUACCGCGUCAAGAGGACAUCAACGACUGGGAUGAUGUUUACUAUGAGGGCCACGAGUUCCAGAUUGCGACACGCCCCAUCCGCAUCCUAAGGCUUCUCGAAGCGGAGACGCCACCAUCUGGAGAUGAAUACAUCUGA